AUGAAGCUGGUGAAAGUUCCAUGGAUACGAAUAAUCAUUUUGGUAACCUUUCGAGAAACUUGCAAUUUACGUAGUGAACUCUGUGCAAACUUUGAAAUUAUGAUAAUCAUUGGUUAGGUGGAUCAUGUAUGACAGAAGCGGAAAGUAUAGCAACGAUGUUGGAAUUUUUAAUCCCUCGGUGUGAUCGGUAGGUAGAACGCGGUUGGUUACUUCUUCUCUUAGUAAUCGACCUGUAGAAGAUCCAUCGUUGUCUUCUUUUAAAGUAUCAUAUAGAUUUUGUUUAUACCAUCCUGCAAGGACAACGAAAUCGACACUACCCUAGAGAGAAACUCUUCUUUCUUCUCGAGAAGAAAGGUUGGCCUGAGAAAGCUGACUUUUGGCAUUUCAUUUUUUAACAUGUUGAACAUUUUCGGAGAUUGCUGGUAAUAUUUUUCAGAUCCCUCGAAUACCAACAUUCUCCAGAAGGGUGAGUUUCUUUUUUUGGUAAAUAAUCGAACAACAAAGAACAACAUUUUACUUAAAUCUUGCAGACAUCGCAGGUGCAAAUCCUGUUUGUCGUUUGUGGAAAAGCAAAAUACGUUUUUUUAAAAUGCAUUUAUAACGUAUUACAUUAAACAAUGGUACGUUAAUAAUACAUUUAAUAAUGCAUCGAACAACGUCGAUUAAUUACCGCGUUAAAUAUUCACUGUGCCAUUUUUAAUGUAUCACGGUGAUUGAAAAUUUGAUGUUUGACACUUGCAGCGUUUUCAAUUAAUGGCUGUUACAUUUAUUUUUUCAUUUAUUUUCUGAAGGUUGAAGUUACGAAUUGGAGCGACGAGCCGGGACCAUAGUCACAAGGAAUGUGGGAAGAUGAACGAUGACAAAAAAUAA
Messenger RNA from Heterotrigona itama, 870 nucleotides. The record is from the annotation of a GenBank genome assembly. Lineage: Eukaryota; Metazoa; Arthropoda; Insecta; Hymenoptera; Apidae.